This is a messenger RNA of Trichobilharzia regenti, 1659 nucleotides long. The record is from the annotation of a GenBank genome assembly. NCBI's taxonomy places the organism in Eukaryota, Metazoa, Platyhelminthes, Trematoda, Strigeidida, Schistosomatidae.
AUAAUAUCACCAUUAUUAUCAAUAAAUUAUUUAUUUAACUAAUUUAAAGUUUUAUUUCUGGAAAAAACACUCAAAAAACAAAAAAAUAUGGAAGUAUUUUCAAGUGAUAAGAAACGUAGACAUGAUUAUUUUUUAAAAAUUGUACAAAAACGUUCAGCAGAAGCUAAAAAUAUUCAUCGAAUUGUAUUAAUUGGUACAGGGGAAUCAGGCAAGUCAACAUUUUUAAAACAAAUGAAACUGUUGAGUUCAUUAAAUCAAACCUUUUCUGAUGCAUAUCGUAAUUUAUUUAUACUAGAAAUUCAACGUAAUAUUGUUCAGUCAUUAUCAGCUAUAUUAAAUUUUAUGGAACAAGAACAUAUUAAAUUUCAUCAAAAUGAUGAGCAUAUACGUAAUGCUAAAAAUUUAAUCUUGUCUGUAAAAGAAGAAAUUGAUAAAGUACCCGAUAAUAUUAGUCAAUUUGCUAAUAGCCCCAAUUUAUUAAAACGUAAUGAAUUCUAUGAUGCAUGUUCCCAACUAUGGAAUGAUAAAGCUGUUAAAGAGACAAUUAGUAAAAGUAAUGAAUUCCAUCUGAUUGAUUGUGCACAAUAUUUUCUGGAUAAAAUCGAUGAUAUACGUGAUCCAGCGUAUAAACCAACCGAUGAUGAUGUUUUACAAAGUAGGACAAAAACUCUUGGUAUUCAUACUGAGACAAUUACAUAUAAUAAUGUCAAUUUUGAAUUAAUCGAUGUCGGUGGACAAAGAGAACAACGUGCUAAAUGGAUUGAAGCAAUGUCCGACGGUGUUACAGCUGUCAUCUUUUUAACUGACGUUUCAGCUUAUGAUAUGGUAUUAGCUGAAGACCACAGUGUGAAUCGUUUACGUGAAUCUAUCAAUCUAUUAGGACAAAUAUGGCGGAAAAGUCCAUUACGUGAAAAAUCGAUUAUAUUAUUUUUAAAUAAACAAGAUAAACUGGAGAAAAAAGUUCGUGAACAACGUACACUAUUUGAAAAUUAUUUUCCGGAGUAUAAUAAGGGCAAAGUUAUUUAUCUUAUUGAAUUAUUACGUGAAUUAACAGCGUGUAAAAUCAAUAAAAUGAAAAAAGAAUCUGAUAUAUGGGAUAAAUACUUUGCUUAUCUACUUCCUCCAGCACAAUCAUCACGUAAUAAUAUGAAAGAUACACGUCGUUUCAGUAUCCAAUCGAAUGGUAUGAAAAAGUUAUCCCGUGAAACGAUUAUCCUAACGGAAUACAGUCAAAUACAAAGUAUUUUUGCUAAGGCAUUCAAUGAAAAUUUAGUACAAAAUUGGAUUACUGAUAAUUCUCCUGGUGGUGGUGGACGUAAUACUAUACAAACGAAUACUAGUAAUAAUAAUAAUAAUGAGUAUGUGAAUGGACAAGAUAAACAAGGUCAAAAGGAUUCACAAGAAGCCCACAUUAAACAUCUUAUGUCUAGAGAUGAUUUUAAUGCUUUUCAAAGACGAUUACAUUCGAUUAUAUUUUAUCAAGUUGUCUCAAUUGUUGAAUUUAUUAAGAAAUUAUUUAUUGAUCAAUGUGAACAAACGCAAACCCGACGGAUUUAUCCAUUUCCGACGACAGCUAUUGAUAAGCGUAAUGUUGAUCGUGUAUUUGAGUCAUGUAAAGAUAUACUACAGGGUAAAGCAUUAACUGAUUUAAUUGUUUAA